GCCGCCGCCCUACGCGGAGCUUGUGUGCCGGGGGCGGAGCCGCGUAGCGGGACUGGUGCUGCGAAGGGGCGCUGCGGCCUGCGCGGCCCCCCGAGGCUACGGGUCGGAGUUUUUACUGCUCGCGUCCUGCCGGCGCUGCCGGGCUCCGCAGCCGGCAUGGAUCUGGUUUUAAACCGAGCGGAUUAUUCACAGGUGGGAGUGACCUCGCAGAAGACUAUGAAGCUACUUCCUGCGUCAAGACAUAGAGCUGCGCAGAAGGUGGUUAUUGGAGAUCAUGAUGGGGUAGUUAUGUGCUUUGGCAUGAAGAAAGGAGAAGCCAUGGCAGUGUUCAAGACCUUACCAGGGCAGAAGAUUGCCCGGCUGGAGCUGGGAGGGGUUCUUAAUACACCUCAGGAGAAAAUCUUUAUUGCCGCAGGAUCUGAGAUUAGAGGCUUCACCAAGAGAGGAAAACAGUUCCUCUCUUUUGAAACAAACCUCACUGAAAGCAUUAAAGCUAUGCACAUAUCUGGCUCUGACCUCUUUCUCAGUGCAAGUUACAUCUAUAAUCAUUAUUGUGACUGCAAAGACCAACAUUAUUACCUUUCUGCAGACAAAAUCAAUGAUGUCAUCUGCCUUCCAGUGGAAAGAGUACCUCGGAUUACACCCGUCUUGGCCUGCCAGGACAGAGUGCUCAGGGUUUUACAGGGUUCUGAUGUGAUGUAUGAAAUUGAAGUUCCUGGCCCACCUGCUGUCUUAGCACUACACAAUGGAAAUGGGGGCAACUCUGGGGAAGACCUCCUGUUUGGAACAGCAGAUGGGAAGCUUGGGCUUAUUCAGAUCACCACAUCCAAGCCAGUGCACAAGUGGGAAAUUGGAAAUGAGAGAAAGAAGGGAGGUAUUUUGUGUAUUGACAGCUUCGAUAUUGUGGGUGAUGGGGUUAAAGACUUGCUUGUUGGGAGAGAUGAUGGAAUGGUGGAAGUGCACAGUCUUGACAGUGCAGAGGAGCCUGUUCUGCGGUUUGCCCAGGCAUUGUCUGAGAGUGUCACAUCCAUCCAGGGCGGUUGCGUAGGGAAAGACGGUUAUGAUGAAAUCGUGGUGUCCACCUACUCAGGCUGGGUCACAGGUCUGACAACAGAGCCCGUUCAGAAGGAAAGCGGACCAGGAGAAGAGCUGAAGAUGAAUCAGGAGAUGCAGAGUAAAAUUUCUUCUUUACGGAAUGAGUUGGAACAUCUGCAGUAUAAGGUACUGCAGGAAAGAGAGAACUAUCAACAGUUUUCUCAGUCAAGCAAAGCAAAAUCAGCAGCACCUUCAUUUAGCAUAAAUGACAAGUUUACAUUAAAUAAAGAUGAUGCCAGCUACAGCCUCAUUCUGGAGGUGCAGACCGCAAUAGACAAUGUCUUAAUACAGAGUGACGUCCCGAUAGAUCUGCUUGAUGUGGAUAAGAACUCCGCGGUCGUCAGCUUCAGCAGCUGCGACUCGGAGUCCAAUGACAACUUUCUUCUUGCCACCUACCGCUGCCAAGCAAAUACCACAAGGCUGGAACUAAAGAUUCGCUCAAUCGAAGGCCAGUACGGCACCCUGCAAGCCUACGUGACUCCAAGAAUUCAGCCCAAAACCUGCCAGGUGCGCCAGUACCACAUCAGGCCACUCUCACUGCACCAGAGGACUCACUGCAUUGACCAUGGCAGACCCACGAACACCCUGACUCUGACGGGCCAGUUCAGCUUCGCUGAGGUUCACUCCUGGGUGGUGUUUUGCCUGCCGGAAGUCCCCGAGAAGCCUCCAGCAGGAGAGUGUGUGACCUUUCACUUCCAGAACACCUUCCUGGAUACACAGCUGGAAAGUAUCUACAGAAAAGGAGAAGGAGUUUUUAAAUCUGACAACAUUUCUACAAUAUCCAUCCUAAAAGAUGUGCUUUCUAAAGAAGCUACAAAAAGGAAAAUAAACCUCAACAUAACAUACGAGAUAAAUGAAGUGUCGGUCAGACACACUUUAAUGCUGAUCCACCCGAAGCUGGAAUACCAGCUCCUGCUGGCCAAGAAGGUGCAGCUGAUUGAUGCUCUAAAAGAAUUGCAAGUUCAUGAGGGAAAUACAAACUUCCUGAUCCCAGAGUAUCGCUGUAUUCUAGAAGAGGCAGAUCACCUACAGGAAGAGUACAAGAAGCAGCCGGCGCAUCUUGAGAGACUCUAUGGUAUGAUUACCGAUCUUUUCAUAGAUAAGUUUAAAUUCAAAGGUACCAAUGUGAAAACCAAAGUACCUCUCCUGCUGCAGAUUCUGGACAGUUAUGACCAAAACGCCUUGAUUGCUUUCUUUGAUGCUGCAUGAAAGAUAAACAGGGCAACAAACCAAAGAAGUGGUCUUUUUAAUAAAAUGUUAAAGCUGAAUUACAAACCAACUUGUAGCUAAAAAUAUUGAAAUUCAUUGAUUUUAAGUAAAGCUUUAUUUCUUUUGAAAAAUGGAACUGUUUAAAAAUAAGGAGUUUUAUUUUAUUUAUUUAUUUUUUGGGGGGCUGCUGGGAGGGAGUUUUAUUUUUAAAACACAAACGGAAUGAUUAUGGGGAUAUUAAUGAGUUUGGGGCAAGUAGAUGUUUUAAUUUUAAAUUGAGAAAUUUGGAUUUGGAAGCGGGUAUGAUGGUUCACACCUCUAAUCCCAGCUACCCAGCAACUUACUGAGACCUUGUCUUAAAAUAAAAAAAGGACUGGGGUUGUAGCCCUGUGGUAGAAAGUAAAAAAUUGGAAAAUAAAAAUAUUUACAGAUUUUUAAAAUAAUAGAUACAUAAAUAUAUGAAAACUACAGAUUUCAAUGUAUUUUUAUUUUUGUAUAUUACCUGAUUUGAUCUUCACAACUUUUAUAUGUUUGUGAACUUCUCUGUGAAGUUACAUAAUUAAGCUAGGACCAGAACCCACGUUCUGGCACCUGGUUUGUGUCCUGGUUCCUGUGUGUCAUCAACCAGUUAAAAGUGGAAAUAACCUAUUGAUGAUUAUUUCUGGGAGUUGGAAUUGAUUUGCAGCUGUUUUUCUGUUGCUUGGGGACAUUUUGUGAACCUGCUGCAGUUGGUGAAGUACUUGACUUGGCUCAGUGCUGUCCAUUGAGCCCAGGGACAUAAGUGGAGCUUGCUCAGGAUGGAGGGUCUUAACUGGCUGUGCUCUCUCCAGUUGAUCUCUCCAAGUGUGCACGCGAAUAGCGAUGGCUUCUGUGGUUUUCUGUUGCACUCGAAUCCAUUAACUUCACCAUUUUCAAGCUACACAAGUUUGGUUCAUAAAUCUCAAUUCAUAUUUAUUUAUUUUGGGGUAAUACUAUAUUUAAAUGUUUUAAAAUGGCAUAAAGAAUGGAAAAUAAGCUAUUUUAUAUUUUCAGUAAGGGUAGACUGGUGAGUUUUUCCGAAAACAGUGAUUCUUAAUUAUAUGUCAUGGUAUGUGCAAGCCUUGAAUAU
Messenger RNA from Sciurus carolinensis (gray squirrel), 3412 nucleotides. It is a transcript of the gene Bbs7, whose product is annotated as Bardet-Biedl syndrome 7. Gene Ontology annotation, cellular component: membrane; neuron projection; BBSome. The record is from RefSeq and is a predicted model, not a curated record. NCBI's taxonomy places the organism in Eukaryota, Metazoa, Chordata, Mammalia, Rodentia, Sciuridae. The transcript is spliced from 19 exons. Gene Ontology annotation, molecular function: protein binding. Bases 157 to 2304 code for a protein of 715 amino acids. Gene Ontology annotation, biological process: non-motile cilium assembly; intracellular transport; intracellular protein localization.